AUGUAUGCUAUUGUCCAAACAAACACUAUUGGUUUGAACGCCGAGCCUGUUAUUGAGUUGAUUCUGCAGCUUCUUGUACUGGACCUGGACCUGGACUUGGACCUGGACACGGACCUAGACACGGACCUGGACACGGACCUCAAUCUCGAUCCUGCCAUACCCAAAAGAAGGAAAAUAGCCAGGAUCAUGAAACAGGUCGACAUCUACCUCAACCGCAAUCGCCCCUACUCGUUUGCAAGCGUACAUAACAAGCUUUUUCCCUACUACAUUGCCAGUAACAUAACACCACCCGGGAUUUUGGAGGUUAACCCCCAAGAGGAUUACUAUCAGAUGUUACACGACGUUUUCCAGCAACUAUACACAAUGAGGGAAAGUCAACUUUUGGGUUCCCGAAGUUAA
Messenger RNA from Yamadazyma tenuis ATCC 10573, 399 nucleotides. The record is from RefSeq and is a predicted model, not a curated record. NCBI's taxonomy places the organism in Eukaryota, Fungi, Ascomycota, Pichiomycetes, Serinales, Debaryomycetaceae.